This is a messenger RNA of Xiphophorus maculatus (southern platyfish), 2630 nucleotides long. Its product is annotated as WD repeat-containing protein 20-like. The transcript is spliced from 4 exons. Bases 372 to 2399 code for a protein of 675 amino acids. Lineage: Eukaryota; Metazoa; Chordata; Actinopteri; Cyprinodontiformes; Poeciliidae. The record is from RefSeq and is a predicted model, not a curated record. Gene Ontology annotation, molecular function: protein binding.
GAUGUCUUGUCUCUUCCCGCCCUCCCUCGGACCACCGACGCAGUGCCAGGCCCGACCAGCAGCAGCAGACACACCGCGCCUCACGCACUCCACGCACACUGGAAGCCAGCGGGAGGAUGCUGCUGCUCGCAGCGGCUCAGAGAAGCUUCCUCCGCGGGGUUCGGCUGCAGGCGGCGGCGGCGCGGCUGUAGGAUGCACCGGACCGGACCGGGUGUGCCGGAGCGGGCCAGGCUGAGCUCGGCUGCUGCUCUCCUCCAUCACCACCAGUCCUGAUUCGGUUAUUUUAUUUUGUUUUUAUUUUUUACUCCCAUCGCAGUGUUUUUAUUUCCAGGUCAGAACCAGUGUUUCCUGUGCGGUCGUUUGCACUGAAAAUGGCCGGAGAUGGCGGCGCUCUGAAGGAUAUCAAUGAGAUUAAAUCCCAGUUCCGGACCAGAGAGGGCUUCUACAAGCUGCUCACCCUCUCCGACUCGCAGCAGCGGGGCGGCCUGCCGCGGGGCCCGACCGCCGGAGCCACGCUGGGGCCCGGCGCAGGACCCGGACCGAUCCCCGGCGCAGGGGUCGGGCUGCUGCAGGGGCCCGGGGCCGCCGCAGCCUCGUCCUCCUCCAAUGCGGCGGCCAACUCCUCCCCAGCGGGCUUCCUGCCGCCUGUCCGGGUCUCCAUGGUGAAGCUGCAGCCCGAAGACCCGAGCGAGGAGUCGGAGCGGGUGUGCUUCAACAUCGGCAGGGAGCUGUAUUUCUACACCUACACCAACAUCAAGAAGGCCGUGGACCUCAGUAAACCCAUAGACAAGAGGAUCUACAAGGGGACCCAGCCGACGUGUCACGACUUCAACCAGUACUCGGCCACGGCGGAGAGCGUGGCGCUCAUCGUGGGCUUCUCCGCCGGCCAGGUCCAGUACCUCGACCCCAUCAAGAAGGAAACCAGUAAGCUCUUCAAUGAGGAGAGGCUGAUCGACAAAUCCAAGGUGACGUGCCUAAAAUGGCUGCCCAAGUCGGAGAACCUGUUCCUGGCCUCCCACGCCAGCGGUCACCUCUACCUGUACAACGUGGACCAUCCGUGCGGAACCACCGCUCCGCAGUACUCGCUGCUGCGGCAGGGUGAGGGCUUCGCCGUCUACGCCUGCAAGAGCAAGACGCCGCGCAACCCCCUGCUGCGGUGGGCCGUGGGCGAGGGCGGCCUGAACGAGUUCGCCUUCUCGCCGGACGGCGUUCACGUGGCGUGCGUGGGUCAGGACGGCUGCCUGCGCGUCUUCCACUUCGACUCGAUGGAGCUGCAGGGUGUGAUGAAGAGCUACUUCGGCGGGCUGCUCUGCGUUUCCUGGAGCCCCGACGGGAAGUACCUGGCCACCGGCGGCGAGGACGACCUGGUGACCGUCUGGUCGUUCGCCGAGAGCCGGGUGGUGGCGCGCGGCCACGGCCACAAGUCAUGGGUCAACGUGGUGGCGUUCGACCCCUUCACCACUUCGCUGGAGGACGACGAGCCGAUGGAGCUCAGCGGCAGCGAGGAAGACCUCCACCAGGGGGCGCAGAAUAACUCCACGCACUUCGGCAGGGUGCGGACGAGCAGCACGCUGUCGCGGCUCUCGCGGCACAGCUCGAAAGGCGGCGGCUCGCCGUCCGUCACGUACCGGUUCGGCUCGGUGGGUCAGGACACGCAGUUCUGUCUGUGGGACUUGACAGACGACGUGCUGUACCCCCGCCUGCCCCUGUCCCGCGCUUUCACCAACACCUUCGGCCCUUCGCUGCCCAACUCUGGCAGCGGCGGGGUCAACAGUAGCUCUGGCGGCGGCGGGAUUGGAGGCGUGGAGGGGCACCAUCACCCGCCGGGCGCCAACACCGCUAGCGCCAACCCGCCGACGCUUCCCCUGCCGCUGCCCCGCUCCCUGUCCCGCUCCAACUCCCUGCCCCACCCGGCAGUGGCGAAUGCCUCCAAGGGUCCGGGCGCCUCCGAGGGCGGCGGAGGCGGAGGCGGAGGUGGGGGCAGCGGCGGCGGGGGCAACAUCGCCCCCUUCAGCAUCGGCCGCUUCGCCACGUUGUCCCUGCAGGAGCGCAAGUCGGACAAGUCCGGGAGCGGCAGCGUGGAGAAGGAGCACAAGCGCUACCACAGCUUGGGCAACAUCAGCAAGAGCAACGACAAGAUCAACGUUGCCCCCCGCAGCAACCGGCUGGACGGCGCCAAGGUGCUGGGCACGACGCUUUGCCCCCGCAUGCACGAAGUACCGCUGCUGGAGCCGCUGGUCUGCAAGAAGAUCGCACACGAGAGGCUGACCGUCCUGGUGUUCAUGGACGACUGCAUCAUCACGGCCUGCCAGGAGGGCCUGAUCUGCACCUGGGCACGGCCGGGGAAGGCGAACCUGACAGCACAGAACGGAAACUCUCCGAGUGGAACGGUGGUAUAGCUGGAGGAGAUGCUUUGCACUCAUCCCUCCUCUUCAGUUUCCUGUUCGACGCCACCUUCCUCUUCCUAAACCUUCUUUUGGGGCCAACGACCAGAACCAAACCCUGAUCGCUGAAACUCUGAGGCGGAAAUUAAGCCCGAAACUCUGACCCUGACUCCUGGACUUUCUCUGGAGGAAAAUCUCGUAUUUAUUUCCGUUUUAUGCAAAACUUAAGAGUCGGUGUAAGAGAAA